This is a messenger RNA of Rotaria sp. Silwood1, 2958 nucleotides long. The record is from the annotation of a GenBank genome assembly. Lineage: Eukaryota; Metazoa; Rotifera; Eurotatoria; Philodinida; Philodinidae.
AUGAAGAGUUCAGAUCCAUCGUUCAAUUAUCAUGCUUCAAACCAAUCAUCGAAUCCAAAUCGUCAUCCGCCUCAUCUUCGUGGUAAAGCUAUCGGUUUAUGGUAUGCUCAACGGCAACGAUCUGCCAACUUACCUCGAACAUCAUCGAAUUCUCAUCCACCUGCAUCACAACCAGUAGCAACUAUUGAAUUAUCUCCAAAUGAAAUUCAACGUGUUACAGAAAUUCAUCAAUUAUUUAAUCAUAAAAAUGACUCACGAAAACAUUUUAAACAAUGUUCAACAAAUAUUAAUGAUAUUGAAGAAGAUAAUAUAUCGAUUGAUGAUGCUGAACAUGCUAUUCAGUUUGAAAAAUUACAUAGUUCAUUUCAAUAUUUUGAAUCACUCGAUCGUAAACCAAAUAUUGAUCAUAACUUAAUCGAUGAUUUACAAAAAAAACAAUCUUCAUCAUUAUAUCAAAAAUUAAAUAUACAACGAGCUCGUUUACCUAUAACUGAUUAUCGUCAACAAAUUCUUGAUACUAUUGAACAAAAUCAAAUAAUUGUUCUUGUUGGUGAAACUGGAUCAGGAAAAACAACACAAGCAGCUCAAUUUAUUCUUGAUGAUCAAAUUUUAAAAAAUCAAGGUAGUCUAUGUCGAAUUGUUUGUUCACAACCACGUCGAAUUAGUGCUACAUCAGUUGCUCAACGUGUAGCACAAGAACGUGGUGAAACGAAUCUUGGUGAUUCUGUUGGUUAUCAUAUUCGUCUUUCAGCUCAAUUACCACGUAAAAAUGGUUCAAUUCUAUUUUGUACAACAGGAAUGUUACUUAAAUAUAUUGAAAAAUAUACUAAUUUUGAACAUUUUUCUCAUGUAAUUCUCGAUGAAAUACAUGAAAGAAAUAUUGAAAUGGAUUUUUUACUUAUUUUCAUAAAACGUUUAUUAAAAAUACGUCAAAAUAUUAAAGUUAUAUUAAUGAGUGCAUCGAUUCAAGCUGAAAAAUUUAGUAUUUAUUUUAAUAAUUGUCCAAUUUUACGCAUUCCAGGAAAUAUGUAUCCUGUGACAGAAUAUUUUCUUGAAGAUUAUAUAACAAAAUUAAAAUAUCCAUAUGAUAAUAUAAUAAAUAAUCAACGAUCAAAUCGAAAAUAUAAUAAUGAAAUAGAUCAUACAAGUUUUGAUAAUUAUAUAAGUGAACUUCAAUUUGACUUAGCUCGACAACAUAAAUCAAUUGAUGUUUUUAAAAAAAUUCAAGCUAUUGGCACUGAUUUUGGUUUAGAAAUUAAUUGUGAUUUAGUUGUUAGUGUUAUUGAAUUUUUAUGUCGAAUAUCUUCUCAAGGUACAAUUCUUGUAUUUCUUCCCGGUUGGAGUGAUAUUAUUAAAUGUAGUCAAUUACUUCGUCAAAGAACAUUAUUAGCAUCGUAUCUUCAUAUAUUACCAUUACAUAGUUUAUUACCAUUACAUAAUCAACAAGAAAUAUUUGAACCAUCACCUCAUCCAAAUUUACGUAAAGUUAUUUUAUCAACAUCAAUUGCUGAAACAUCGAUUACUAUUGAUGAUAUUGUUUAUGUUAUUGAUACUGGUCGAACAAAAGCAAGUGAUUAUGAUCUUGAAACACAAGGAAAAUGUCUUUUACCAACGAAUGUUUCACGAGCAAAUUUACUUCAAAGAAAAGGACGAGCUGGUCGAACACAACCCGGUGAAUGUUAUCGUUUAUUUACACGUUGUAGUGAACGUCUUUCAUUUGUUGAUUUUCCUCAAGCUGAAAUGAUUACAUCACGUUUAGAUAAUAUUUAUUUACAAGCUAAAUUAUUAAAUGUAGAUAAUAUUAAAGUAUUUCUUCAAGAUGCACUUGAUCCACCAUCAAUUGAAGCUAUAGAACAUGCAGAAAAAUUUUUAUGUGAUAUUGGUGCAUUAAUAUCUGAGACAAAUCAAUUAACACCAAUUGGAAAAAUUCUUGCUCAUUUACCAAUGAAUCCUCAAAUUGGAAAAUUAUUAAUUAUGGGUUAUUUAUUUUCUUGUUUUGAUCCAAUAUUAACAAUUGCAUCGAUUUUAAGCUAUCGAGAUCCUUUUGUUACUCCAAUUGAUAAAAUUCAAGAAAUAAAUGAAAUACGUCGUCGUUUUGGUCAUAAUACAAUGUCAGAUUAUUUAAUGUUAGUAAAUAUUUAUCAAGAAUGGAAAAGACAAAGAAAUUAUCGUGAUAAAAAUCAUUUUUGUUUUGAAAAUUUUCUUAAUUCAAAUCAUAUGAAAAUGAUUGAUAAAGUACGAAAUCAAUUAAAACAUCUUAUUCAAGAUUAUUUUGCUUCUUAUACAGAUGAUGCAAAUAGAAAUAAAAAUAAUUAUGAUCUGAUCUGUGCACUCAUGUGUGCUGGACUCUAUCCAAAUAUUGCACGUAUUCGUCUAUCAUUAGAUAAAUCAUCAAAACGACCAUGCUUAUUAGAAACUAAAUAUGAGAAACGAAUUUUAAUACAUCCGAGAUCAAUUAAUGCAAAACUCAGGGAUGAUGACAUCCGUCGUUCAUUUAUUCAAUCAACAUUAAUUGUUUAUCAUGAAAAAAUUCGUACAUCAAGUAUAUUUAUUCAUGAUACAAGUUUUAUAUCACCAUAUGCUUUACUUUUCUUUGGUAAAAGUCAAUUAACAACAGAAAAAUAUUCAAAUAUAACAAAUAAUAAUAAUAAUAUAAUUCUAAUUGAUAAUUGGAUAAAAAUAAAUAUUGAUAAUAAAACAAAUGAAUUAAUUCAUGAAUUAAAAGAAAAAUUUAAUUAUUUAGUUGAAAAAAAAGCAUUAAAGAAAAAUAUUUUUCUUGAUAAUGAACAACAUUUAAUUGAAACAAUAAUUCAUUUUAUAACAAAACAAGAUAAAAAUUUAUUAAUACAAAAUAAAUUAAUUGAUGAUUAUUCAAAGAAAAAUAUUAUUUAUGAAGAUUGGGAUGAUGAUAUUAAAAAUGUAUCAAAUACAAAUUCAUCUGUAUUUAAUCAGAGUUAA